Messenger RNA from Fundulus heteroclitus (mummichog), 5047 nucleotides. It is a transcript of the gene cfap43, whose product is annotated as cilia and flagella associated protein 43. NCBI's taxonomy places the organism in Eukaryota, Metazoa, Chordata, Actinopteri, Cyprinodontiformes, Fundulidae. Gene Ontology annotation, cellular component: axoneme. The transcript is spliced from 38 exons. The record is from RefSeq and is a predicted model, not a curated record. Gene Ontology annotation, molecular function: protein binding. Bases 84 to 5018 code for a protein of 1644 amino acids. Gene Ontology annotation, biological process: sperm axoneme assembly; cilium assembly.
ACCAAGCCACUUACGUAUCGUUUUAUUCGUUUUCUCAAAUAGAUCCUAAAUUUAGUGGUAUUUAAUCCCAUUCUUCCGUUAAAAUGAAUGAAGUUGGAAACUUAGAAAUAAGCUGGAUUCAAGGAUUUACGAGAGACAAUGUGGAGUUUGUGGAUAACAACACCGUGUGUUACACGUGUGGGGAUCACAUCUGCUUCCUGAACCUGGAGACAAAAACGCGGAGUGUGCUUGAGAGUCCCGGCAGAGGCGUCGGUGCGCUGGCAGCUAACGGCAGAAGAGGAGCGCUUGCUUUCUCCGAGAGGAAAGUGUCUCCGUCCAUAUUUGCGUAUGACUUUCCUGGAUUAAGUUUAAAGAGCGAGCUGAAAGGAAAUGCACAACUGGACUAUACGUCUUUGACGUUAAGCGAUGGAGGUCCUUAUUUGGGCAGUUGCUCCUCGUUUCCGGAUUUCUCCAUCACUGUGUGGGACUGGGAAAAGGCUGAGAUGCUCUGCACACAGUCACAAGCAGGACAGGACGUCGUUUCCUUAGAGUUCAACCCGACGAACUGGCUCCAGCUGUGUGCUUUGGACACCACAACCCUCACAGUCUGGAAGAUAGAAAGGUGUGGGCACUUCCACCUGAUGAAACCCAGUUCAAUACAGCUUCCAGCAGCCAAUGGUUCCUUUGCAGAGGAACUCCCUCCCGCUCCCACUAAGAACCCGAGCCGCUUCGUACCAGAGACGAGGCUGCCAGCCAUUUCAGCGCUCUCCAAGGAGAAACCUUCUUUGCUGCCCACCAGAGGCACGAUAACGCCGUCUGCCCUAUGUUGGACGGCCACAUCACAGCUUUACGUGGGCUGUGCCGAAGGCUACCUCCUCCUUGUCGACUCGGAGAGCCUCUCGGUCUCCGUCCUUUUCAACCCUGCAGCCGCCGAUGCCCCGCCUGACCUCCGAAGCUUCUGCUUUCAAGCUUUGACCCUCAGUGGCGACGGUCUUAUUGCAGUAGGAACGGAGAGAGUGGCCCACUGCCUGCAGAUCAGCGGGACUCAGACCAGCAUCACACAAACAUGGCAGUUAGAGACGCCUGUCUCCACCGCAGUACUCGCCCCCGACAAUGAAACAUUACUUCUGUCCUCCAACACGGGGCAGCUCUACCUGCUGAAGCCAGCCGAGUCAGAGCGGGCCGAGAAGGUCCUGGAUGUUCUCAGCGGCAACUUCUUGACAGCUGCCUUGUUGUGCACUGACAAGACCGUCUGUGUGUCGUUGCGGGAGCGCGGGGUUCUGCAGCUGUGGUCCUCCGACGGCGCCUGCCUCGGCUCCCUGCCCCUACAAACGGAGGUGACGAGUCUUGCCUGCUGUCCCGUUGCACGUUACGCGGCCGUUGGGGCGGCUUCAGGGAAAGUGCUCUUCGUUGACCUGAACGAUGAGGAGCAGCUUUGCCUAGUGCAUGAGGUCUACCUCUACCACGCCGCCGUGGCUCAUCUAGUUUUUGAUCAAGAAGGACACUACCUCCUCUGCAGUGGAUCGGAUUUACAUCUUUAUGUACUCGACGCAAGACCAUCAGCAAGGUUUUCCGUUAUAGGAUACAUUGAUGUUCCUGGCUGCGUUUUGUCCCUUUCCACUCAGUGCCUGGGCGGCAGUGAGGAAGUGAAGGUUCUCGCGCUGUGCGCUGCACAACAGGACACAACCGAUGGUGGCAGCAUGCUGAUUGUGCUCUCUCUGCCUGUCAGCAGUAUUGCAGAGUGCGUGGACCGCCGUGGUUGUCUGCACCUCCCCAAAGCGUCCAGCUACAACGUGCUCCAUCCCCUGACCUCCUGUGCUCUCGGGGUCGGUGAGGUCUUUGCUUAUUGCCACAGGAACAAAGCUCUUCAGCGAUUCCAGCUUCCUGAGGACGCAGAUGGUCUCUCCAGCCGACAGAUGGUCCAGCUGAAACCAGGGGAGGAAGUGAAAGGUCACCCGCUGGGCCCCGCCUCUCUCCUUCUGUCCCCUGACUGCAUGUGGCUGGCCUCUGUGGGACGAGAUGGCUUACUGCGGAUCAGACCAACCGCCUCUAUGGAGCAGUACUGUGAGCUCCGGUGUCACUCGUGCCGCCUGGGCGGAGUUCGGAGUGUGUCCUUCUCUGCAGACGGCCACUCAGUCGUCACCACCGGCUUCAGAGACGGUUCUCUCCAGUGCACUAUCCUCAGACCUUCAUGCGCAGCUAAAGAUGCCUACGAGGAAAAGAAUAAGGAUUUGAUGCGGUACCACCGGGCCGCGGCUGUGACCUUGAAGGCUGCAUUCGAGUGUGAAAACCCCGUCCUGAUGAACCUUCCUGUGUGGGGCCAGGAGACGCCUGUCAGCAGCAGCACAACAGAGGAACAGGAGGUCAGCUGCGCACCGUCGAUCGACGUGACGGAGCAGGAUGAGCGUUACCUUCCCACUGCCCCAAACCCGAUCGCCACGUGGCUGGAAAGCAAACAAGAAGCAAUUGUGAAAGAGGACAACAAGCAGUUUUCAGAAACAAAGAGAAACCUGAGAGAGACCGUCAGAGAGUUACGGGCAACUAUUCACAAAAUGCUACGUGAGAACGAAAGCCUCCCAGAAGAGCAGUUUAACCUGGACCUGGAGGAGCAGAGGAGACUGGAGGCCACGGUGGAGCAGGAAGCCGAGAGGGUGAAGGCUGAAAUUGAGCAGGACAUCAUGAAGAAGUGGUACCUCUGGGAUGUCCUGAGGCGAGAAUGCUGGGAUUCUGUGAUGAUCAAAUCUCGGAGGAUCGACGCCUUCCACUCUGAGAUGUCUGUGAAGAACUAUCCCCUCAGGGAGCGAGCCGAGAAGGAGCAGGAGGACCUCCGCAGGGUUCAGAACAUGAGGAAGAUUGAAAAGGCUGCGUGCAGACCGAGCGGCCCGAAGAGAAGCAGCAGCGACGCGGAGGAGGAGCGGCAGGAGGAAGGCCAGGAGGCAGAGAGUGCUGCUCUGAUUGGAAGCUUCUCGGCUCAGUUGGGAUAUUCCAGCCCUUACACCUACAACCAGUUCAGCCUGCAGACCGUCGAGCAGAGGAUCAACCAGAUAAUACUGCUACAGGAUUUGAUUUAUGGCAUCAAGAUGGCUUUCAACUCAGACUUCGAAGCUCUGCACAGGAGGAAGGUGCAGGAGCUCAGGCGUCUGGAGGACAGGAACAAACUCGUCAGGGAGAUCAUGCUGGAGCUGGACUUGAAGCAGAAGCUGUGGGAGCCCAGCCUGAGCGACGGCGAGCGGCCCGAGAGGCUGCUGACCGUGGACGACUCCGAGAUCAAAGCAGAGAAAUACCUCACCCCGGAGCAGAAGAAGCUGGAGGAGAGGCGGAGGCUGGAGAAGGAGGCCAUGACUGCACGAGGUGACGACAGCAGAGAAAGAGCUCUCGACGACAUGAUGGAGGGCGUCCUCGAAGUGAAGAAAGUGGACAUUUUAAAAAUGGAAAUUCCUCCUCCCGAGUUUGCUUUGACAAAACUUGAAAUCCAGUGGAGCGAAGAGGAGAAAAAGCUCUACAAAGAAUAUGAAAAGAACACAAAAGACCUAAAUGAGGAGAAGGAGACAUAUAAAAGGACAUUGGAAGUGGAGAUGAAAAAGCUGCAGGAAUCCAUCAAAGAUGCAACGGAAAAGUUCGACGAGUCACUCUCGAAGCUGUUUGAGAAGAAAGUACAGUGCACGUUGGCCAUAUAUCAGGAAGAGCUGAAGAUCACCCACCUGGCCGACGCGGUGCUCUCGGUUGAGGAGAUGAACAACCAGGAGCAGGAGCUCAGGCUCAAACUUGAACGCGUGUUGGCAUACAAGAUGACUACAGAGAAAGACUUGAAGAGACACGAGGACGAGGUGGAGCAGUUUCAGUACGAAUAUGACAACAUCGUGGCUGAAGACAAAGUUCUGGACAAUAACUUCAGGAAGGGGUUUAAAGAUCUGCCACAACACAAGAUUGAGGAACUUUACAAACUGUUCAGACGUAGACCCAGGGUACAAAGGCUGAGGGCCCAGAUGGAAAACGCCUCCAACUUGUUUAAGCAGCCCCGUCCGAACAGCUCUCAGGCUCCUGACGGACUCAGCCAAAUGUUUAAAGCCAUGGAGGAGCUGGAUGCUCCAGAAAACAUGCCCGAAGAAAUCAACCUGUCCACCUGGCAGAGAUUCUGCUUUGUCCGCAAAACAAAAGUCGAGAGCGAACAGAAGAUUAAAAUGGAGGCUUUGAAUCUUGCUGAGAUGCAGGCCUUCCUGCACAGAAGGAGAGAAGAAGAUCAUGCUGCCCAAGAAGAGAUCAAACAGGUUUUUGAAGCACUCCUGAGCCUGCAGAACAAGAGGAACCAGCAUCUUAUCAACACUACGGUCCAAGUCAUACUGAAACAGGGACAGGUGGAGACGUCCUCCACGGCGCCGACGGCUGACACCGCCGGGACCGACUUCAUCCUUUUCCACAGAAGCGUGGGUGACAACCUGAGAAAGAACAUCAGGACACUUGCAGAGCAGAAGGUGGCGUCCAUGGAGGCCCGCAGAGAGAUCCGCAAGUACGUCAUCCAGCUGGAGUGGGAACAGCGGGUGAUGAAGAAGAAGAUGGACGACUUAAACGACAAGAAGAAGGACAUCAAGAUGCUUCGCCUCUCAGAGGAGCAGCAGGACAUGAAGUAUCGCAGCAAGAAGGACCAGAGCGCUCGCAUGCUGGAGAAAAUUUCCACAAUGGAGAAAAGCAUUGCUUUCAUGAUAAAGACCCAUCAGAAGAGCGUUCAGCAGCGCAUGAGGAAGCUGGAGCGGAUGAACAGAAAGCUGAUGAAGAUCAAAGAGAGCAGUGCUAGUCUAGAGCAGGAGCUUCCCGGCACGCAGGUGACCGUGGCGGAGCUGAGGAACGUCUACGAAGCUGCAGCCACAGAGGAGAACGAGGUCGCGGAGAGAGAAGAGCGCUACCAGGAGGUCCUUCAGAGGAGCAACCUGCAGGACCUGGCAAGGGUUCAGUCGGAGGACCUGGACCUCCUCUGGAAAGAAGUGGAGCGUCUGGAGAGGAGGAACUUUCCCUCGCUUGAUGAGCUGCAAUACAACUCAUGAGAAAACACCUUUAUUUACACAUCUCUGGG